This is a messenger RNA of Cannabis sativa, 3323 nucleotides long. RefSeq lists its product as uncharacterized. NCBI's taxonomy places the organism in Eukaryota, Viridiplantae, Streptophyta, Magnoliopsida, Rosales, Cannabaceae. Bases 107 to 3055 code for a protein of 982 amino acids. The record is from RefSeq and is a predicted model, not a curated record. The transcript has a single exon.
AAAAACACGACACGAGAGAUCAAAUUAGUAGCUUAGCUGGGUGUGUGAGGACUUUGACUGUGUGGAACUGGGAGAGAUUUUAGUGUGAGGGAAAUUCCGCCUCGCCAUGACUUCUCCAACCCAUUCUCAGUCUCAAGAUCAAACCUUGCAUUCAAAAAACCCUGAUCCACCUCAAAACGAUGACUCUCAGGUUGACUCAAUUUCUCAAUUUCAAUCAUCUAAAACCCUAACCCUAGAAUCCCCGACUCCCUCUCAAUCAUCUAAAAUCAUAACCCUAGAAUCCCCGAAUCCCCCCAACCCAGAUCACCAUCAGACCCACCAAGACCCAGGCAAUCGCCAAAACCCUCUUGAUCUCGAUCAAAACGACGACGAGGUCGACGACUCAGAAGACCUUCCGGCUCCAUCUCCUCGAACCAGCGAGAGCAAUCUCAUGCCCUCACCGGCGGCUACUGCCUUAGCUACACCCAGCAUUACCUCUGUCUAUCGUCGUGGUGCGAAGCGGAAGAAGAUUGGUAAUAAGAGAAGGGUUCAGGAGAGGAAGUCCUUGCAGAAGCUUGAAGUUCUCAAACAAAAGCUCAGGCCCAUUCCCUUUGUACCCGUUAAAAGUCUGGACUUUUCGAGUCACGAGAAGCUUUUAAAGCGGCUUGGCUUGUGGGAUUUCGUUCACAUGGAGUUUGAUCGGUUUAUACGAGGCGAUUUGCUUGCUCAAUUGAUUGCGAAUUUCAAUCUUCCUCAGCGAUGUAGCUAUGUCUGUGGGGCUCGAGUUUUGGUCAACCGGGCCGAUUUGGCGCGUGCUUUGAAGCUUCCGGUGAAGAAAGUAGCAGUAUCUGAUGAAGCCGACGAGGCUCCGAUAGCGACGGAGGAAUCAAUUGCGUUUCUUGAGGAGUUCGUUUCCAAUUGGCUUCUUUUACAUGACGAGCUAUGGAUGAUGCCGAAUGAGAUCCUGAAUUGGACAAAAGCUAUUAAAGAUGGGAGCUUCGAGAAAGUUGACUGGGCUGGAAUGAUAUGGUUCAUGAUCGAGAAGGAGUUGAUGCAGGCGCCAACGCUUACUGAUUGUUAUUACGCCUCUCACUUGCAGCGCCUGAUAAAAUCACAGCGUGGAGAUUUACUUUUGAGUGAAGUGCCUAAGGUUGAGAUUGAUAUUGAUUUGAAGGAGGAUACGGAUGAUUUCAAAGAGGAAGAGGAGGAUCACACAGGUAAUGUCAAAAUAUCCGGGGAAGGUGAGGGGGAUCACAAAGAGGAUGUCAAAAUGUCUGGGGAAGGCGAUUUGUGUGGUCAAGGAUUGGAGGAGGCUGGUCAAGCAUUAGAGGAAAGCAGUCAUGAAUUACAGGAACAUGGCCACGAAGUGAUGGAACACAGCCAGUCAUUGGAAGACAGCAUUCAGGUAUUAGAAGAAAGUCGCCAUGAAUUAGAAGAACACAACAUUGAAUUGAGCCUUGGGCAGGAUAAUAUGGUUGAGAAACCUGAUGCCCAAAAGGAACAAGUUGCAGAUGUAAGCACAAUGGAUUUUGAGGGAUGUAAAGAAGAGGAGCAUGGUCAAUGGUUUAUGGAUCAGAAGAACAAUGUGAGUGAGUUUUUGAGACAAUGUAAUCAUAGUGAACUUAAGGAGGAGUUGGAUGUUGAGGAUGAAGGGAAACAUGAAGAAUAUGAUUUAGAAAUAGGACAAGAGCAAGAACAUCAAGAUGUUGUUGAACCAGAAGAGGACGAUGAUGAGGAGGAAGAGAUGGAGGAGCAAGGAGGGCAGGAUGGAUGUUUUCACUUUUCGCCGAAAAGCAUGGGAAUGGAUGGUUUGGCUUCAGGAGGUCUUGCUCAAUCAAUUGAUGCAGCUGAUAUAAGUCUUGGUUCAGGGAUGCCACUCCGUGACCCUUUAGCAGGGGAUUUUCUUCCUCCUAGAAAUGAUACUCCAAUGACAUCUCAUUUUGGAAAUGGUAGUAAGAGGGAGCUUGGAAUGAUAAAUGAUGGCUCUCAUCACCCGCUCAAUGCUAAUAAGCGCUUGAGGAUGGAUGGUUCUUGGGAUAAUGGUAAGUCAUCGUCUGAUACAGAUAGUGAUUUUGAUCAAAUGAUUCAGACAUUGGUGAAGCUAAAGAGUACUUCUGCUGAAAAGGAGCACGCCCUUCAGGAGGCUAAUGUGAAUCAGCAGAUUUUAAUGGAUGAGUUGCAGAAGCGGGAAAACAUGAUUCAGCAUAUGAAUAAGGUCAGUUAUGAGGAGGAACAUAAGAGACGAAUGGAGGUUUAUCGUCUUGAACGAGAGCUGUAUCUAAUGAGCAGUCUGGUGGAUGGUUAUAAGAAGGCUCUUAAGGAAACACAUAGGGCAUUUGCUGAAUACAGAGAACGCUGUCCACAGCUUGAUGAACCGCUUUAUAAGGAUGUUGCUGGGUCUGGUGGUCUUGUUUUAAGCACCAUUGAACUGGAGAAGCAGCGUCUCAAACGUGAAGAAGAAGAGAGAAGGAUUAAGCUCGAAAUUGAGAUGAGGGUUAAUAACUUUGGAGAUUGGUGGUCUUGCGAGUUCACAGGUAAUUUGGAGAGUGUUGAUGCAUUGGCCAACAAGUUGUUGAAUUUGGAGAAUGAAACAAAACUCCUGAAGGAGUCUUUUGCAAGCCGCAGGGUGUCAGAAACAAUAGAACCUGCUUCCAAUGACUUGGAACUUGCUCAAAAAGUCUCGGAACCUCCUCAAGAAGUCUCAGGACUUGCUCCAGAAUCUGCUCAAAAGGACUCAGAAGCUGCUCCAGAAUAUGCUCAAAAGGACUCAGAACUUGCAGCAGAAUCUGCUCAAAAGGACUCAGAGCUUGCUCGAGAAUCUGCUGAAAAGGACUUGGAACUUGCUCCUGAAUCUGUGGAAAGGGACUUGGAGCCUGCCCAAGAAGCUGUUGAAAUGGACAUAGAACUAGCUCUAGAGAACACGAAACUUGCUCAAAAGGACUCAGAGCUUGCUCCAAUGGACGCAGAGCCUGCUGAAAUUGAUGCAGAACUUGCCCCGGAACCUGCUCAAAAUGACUCAGCAUCUGCUCAAAAUGAUUCAGACCUUGCUCCGGAACCUCCACAAGCAGAGUCGUAAGCUGCAUUCUGAAUCUGUCGUUUUGGUAUAAUAGUGUAUAGAAAUGCACAUCUGUUGAUGGUAUUAUUUUGUCAAGUUAUCUAACUUCGUCCAUGUUUAGGUGCCCUUUGGCACUUUAUAUUCUGAUGUAGUCGUACAUGGCAAUAGGCUUUCUUAUUUUACAAGUAAAAGGAAAGAGGAAUUAGGAAUCUUUAACUGGUGCUUCUUUGUUGCUCGAAUUUCUUUCUUUUUAUUUUCAUUGAUAUAUUAUGAUGAAACGGUUGCAUAA